GUUCUACUUGAACGUAGCGGCGCCAAUCACGCAGAAAAUGUAGCGUUUACAUCACCUUGCUUUGCUUGAAAAGUUCGCAUUUUCUUUACGGCAGCAAGAAUAGGAUGGCUGAAUUAAAUGGUAUCUAAACUUUCGAUUGAUCUUAUGUAUCAAUGUAAAUAGACGGUUAGAAAAGACAUUCGACACGAGAUCCCAUGACUGCGAUGACUUGCAAGUGGAAUGGAUUAUUUAACGUUGGGGAUGACUUCGAUGAUGAGGAUCUACUUGAGAUAAACUGGUCCGUUCCAUCCGUGUCUGCUAGCACAGUGUCCUCUGCAGCACAGUCCUGUUUCCUCCGUUCUUCAACUGCAGCCUCAACUCCUGCUGCUCCCUAUGGCCAGAAAAACUCAAACCAACCAUCCACAGAAGGCAUACCUGCCCAUAGGUGCCUGUUGAAUUGCCCAGGGUCAGAAAACACAACACCGACCACUGUAGGACAGUGUGCUGCUUUGGGUUUGAGACGGCUCUCUACAUCUAAACCACUGCCCACAUUCCCUCCUCCCCCUCUCCACCUUCCUACUCUGAGUAGGGGACCAUGUACAGUUCCCCAACAGAGCUCAGCACCAGCUCAACAGAUUCAUUCAAAAACUACAGGACAGCAAGAGGCCCCCUUGCCGCAGGAUGACUUUGAUGAUUGGGAUGUUGACUUGGCAGACCUGGAUGAAAGUGAUCCACAGAUGAGGACUUGGGCUCAGGUCCGAGAAACCGCUCCAGCUGCAGCCCCAUAUCUAACCAAGCCCAGCGAUGACUCUGUAUCCCCAGCCAAAAGACUACGGCCCUCAGCCUGUGGUGGGGCUCAAACUGGGCCCAAUGUGGGUCUGAGAGGAUUCAGUACCUCAAACCAAAUGUCUGGUCUUCCCAGUAGUAAUAUACCCCACAGGUCCUCAUUCCCUGGCCCUGGUCUAAGUGCUGCUUUCCUCCCAGCUCCACCCCAGAGCCCAGUGUUUCCUGGCCUGACCAUGGCCUCCUCCCCCUUCUCCAGCCCCUUCCCCAGGUCUGUGACACCCAGGCCAGUCAGAGGGCCUCCUUCCCAGAUACAGAGGCCCUGGGCUACUCCUCUGGCUCAGGGAUGUAGCCUGUUUGACCCCAUCUCCCCAGCCCCCUCUAGUAGGUUUGGCGGACCCAUGCCCUCCCCCAGUCUCACCCCCCGUUCCCUCCACACGCCCGUCUUCACUAACCACCUGGUCCAGCUGGUGUCCAACUCCAACAAGACCCCCCAGAGACCCCGUUCUGACCACACCCGGCCCAAUACCCGCCGCUUCCCCGGCCCUGCAGGAAUGCUGCCACAACAGCAGCUCCACGGGCAGAGCCUGGAUGACAUUGUGGUGGCCAUUCCUCAGACACCUGCACAUGGGGCUGUGGCUCGACUGCCCAGUCAGGUUCCCAGCUCUCAGACUGAGGAAGAGGAUUUCAGUGGAGGUCCGUGGGCAGCGAUGAAGGCGGAGAUGGGGUUGGACGAAAGGAACACCUCCUGUUUUCUGCACUCUUACAGCGUGGCCAUGGUACUCCGCAAGGCGGCCCUGAAACAGCUGGCGAAGAACAAGGUCCCCAACAUGGCUGUGGUACUAAAGAGCAUCCUCCACACACACGCUGAUGCCAAGGCUGUGUUCGGGGAUCCCACAGGAGAGAUGCAGGGCACAGUGCACCGGCGCCUCCUAGAGGACAGACUAGGGGAGCUCAAGACGGGGGCUGUACUGCUGCUCAAACAGGUGGGUGUGUUCUCUCCGUCCCAUCGUAACCACUACCUGAACGUGACGCCCAACAACCUCCUGAGGAUCUACCCCCCCGACGGCUCCACCCUGUCCUCCACACAGACCCAGCUGCUCCCACCUGACCUGGAGCCUCUGUUGGCAUCACCUGAUCAGUCCUCCAGUGUUCCAGGAGCCCUUGUGUCUCAGAUGGAGUUGUUCUAUGAUGAUGAUGAAGAGGAGGUGAUUGGGGCCCCAAAGGACUCAGCAGACUCUGGAGCUGACUCCACUAGUGAUCCCCAGGGCCCCCCUGCUGCUGCACCACAGGAUCCGUCCUGGGACGCAGAUGGCCUUGAUGAGCUUCUUGGGGAGUUGCCUGUUGAGUCCUACUGCCUCUGACACCUGCCCACCUACCCCAUACGGAUAAGGUACAUUUAUAUAGGGGAGAUGCUGGACAACUACACCGUCACUUACAUGUGAAUUUGAGUUUGGCGCAUUCUGACCGCACGUUGGAUGCCUUUCUACCCGAUUCUCCCAGAGAAUUUUGUUGCCUAAUGUGCUAUCAUUUUGUGUUUGUGCUGUGACCAUUAAUCGCACCGGUAUAAAUGACAUGUCAGCCAUGUGGGGUAAAACUUGGAGGUGCUGGUAACUGGGACUGUCGCUCCCACGUCUCCCCAAUUUGAGUGAAGCUUCACUACCCCUACUGCUGCGGACACAUCCCAUGGACACAGUCAUCCCCCUGUUUGAAGACCUGCUGGCUGAUGUUUCGUCUUUAUUUUUUUUCUUCAUUGAUUUUACUUCACAGUGCAGACUCCUCUAAAUCAUAGCUAACUACUAUGUGCACAUAAUGUCUUGUAAAAUAUGUAUAUAUUAAAGAAGACUUCUGUUCAAUAAUACACGUUACACAACUGAAAAUGGUCUCCAUUGAUUUUAUUGUCUCUAAUUUGCUCUAUUUGGAGUGAUUGUAAAUUAGAAUGCAUGAGAAUGCACUUAAUAAUAGGAACAGUAUAUGGAAAAUCAAGAAUUACAAUGAAAUGUCCAUUAAACUCUGGCUUGCUUGAUCUA
Molecule: messenger RNA, 2792 nt
Organism: Coregonus clupeaformis (lake whitefish)
Lineage: Eukaryota; Metazoa; Chordata; Actinopteri; Salmoniformes; Salmonidae
Product: homologous recombination OB-fold protein
Exons: 10
Coding region: 195-2126 (643 amino acids)
Biological process (GO): recombinational repair
Source: RefSeq, a predicted model, not a curated record